AUGAUCUCAUCUAUUACUUCCAUUUCUCCUAUUCUGACAUCCGUCUGUCUCAACACAGAAUCCUCCACCCAAAACCCUCCACCCAGAAUCUUCCACACAGAACCUUCCACACAGAACCCUCCACACAGAAUCCUCCACACAGAACCCUCCAUCCAGAACCCUCCAUCCAGAACCCUCCACACAGAACCCUCCACACAGAAUCCUCCACACAGAACCCUCCACACAGAACCCUCCACACAGAACCCUCCACACAGAAUCCUCCACCCAAAACCUUCCACACAGAACCCUCCACACAGAAUCCUCCACACAGAAUCCUCCACACAGAACCCUCCACACAGAACCCUCCAUCCAGAACCCUCCACACAGAACCCUCCACACAGAACCCUCCACACACAACCCUCCACACAGAAUCCUCCACCCAAAACCCUCCACCCAGAAUCUUCCACACAGAACCUUCCACACAGAACCCUCCACACAGAAUCCUCCACACAGAACCCUCCAUCCAGAACCCUCCACACAGAACCCUCCAUCCAGAACCCUCCACACAGAACCCUCCACACAGAAUCCUCCACACAGAACCCUCCACACAGAACCCUCCACACAGAACCCUCCACACAGAAUCCUCCACCCAAACCUUCCACACAGAACCCUCCACACAGAACCCUCCACACAGAACCCUCCACACAGAACCCUCCACACAGAACCCUCCAUCCAGAACCCUCCACACAGAACCCUCCACACAGAACCCUCCACACAGAACCCUCCACACAGAAUCCUCCACCCAAAACCCUCCACCCAGAAUCUUCCACACAGAACCCUCCACACAGAACCCUCCACACAGAACCCUCCACACAGAAUCCUCCACACAGAACCCUCCAUCCAGAACCCUCCACACAGAACCCUCCACACAGAACCCUCCACACAACCCUCCACACAGAAUCCUCCACCCAAAACCCUCCACCCAGAAUCUUCCACACAGAACCCUCCACACAGAACCCUCCACACAGAAUCCUCCACACAGAACCCUCCAUCCAGAACCCUCCACCCAGAAUCCUCCAUCCAGAACCCUCCACACAGAACCCUCCACCCAGAACCCUCCACCCAAAACCUUCCACACAGAACCCUCCACACAGAAUCCUCCACACAGAAUCCUCCACACAGAACCCUCCACACAGAACCCUCCAUCCAGAACCCUCCACACAGAACCCUCCACACAGAACCCUCCACACACAACCCUCCACACAGAAUCCUCCACCCAAAACCCUCCACCCAGAAUCUUCCACACAGAACCCUCCACCCAGAACCCUCCACACAGAACCCUCCACACAGAAUCCUCCACACAGAACCCUCCAUCCAGAACCCUCCACACAGAACCCUCCACACAGAACCCUCCACACACAACCCUCCACACAGAAUCCUCCACCCAAAACCCUCCACCCAGAAUCUUCCACACAGAACCCUCCACACAGAACCCUCCACACAGAAUCCUCCACACAGAACCCUCCAUCCAGAACCCUCCACCCAGAAUCCUCCAUCCAGAACCCUCCACACAGAACCCUCCACCCAGAACCCUCCACACAGAACCCUCCACACAGAACCCUCCAUCCAGAACCCUCCAUCCAGAACCCUCCACACAGAAUCCUCCAUCCAGAAUCCUCCACCCAGAAUCCUCCAUCCAGUACCCUCCAUCCAGAACCCUCCACACAGAAUCCUCCACCCAGAAUCCUCCAUCCAGAACCCUCCAUCCAGAACCCUCCACACAGAAUCCUCCAUCCAGAACCCUCCACACAGAACCCUCCACACAGAAUCUUCCACCCAGAGCCCUCCACCCAGAACUGUCCAUCCAGAACCCUCCACACAGAAUCUUCCACACAGAAUCUUCCACCCAGAGCCCUCCACCCAGAACUGUCCAUCCAGAACGGUUCAUCCAGAACUCUCCACACAGAAUCCUCCACACAGAACCCUCCACACAGAAUCCUCCACACAGAACCCUCCACCCAGAAUCCUCCAUCCAGAACCCUCCACCCAGAACCCUCCACACAGAAUCCUCCACCAGAACCCUCCACACAGAACCCUCCACACAGAACCCUCCACACAGAAUCCUCCACACAGAACCCUCCACCCAGAAUCCUCCAUCCAGAACCCUCCACCCAGAACCCUCCACACAGAAUCCUCCAUCCAGAACCCUCCACACAGAAUCUUACACCCAGAGCCCUCCACCCAGAACCGUCCAUCCAGAACUCUCCACACAGAAUCUUCCACCCAGAGCCCUCCACCCAGAACUGUCCAUCCAGAACGGUUCAUCCAGAACUCUCCACACAGAAUCCUCCACCCAGAACUGUCCACCCAGAACUGUCCAUCCAGAACGGUUCAUCCAGAACUCUCCACACAGAAUCCUCCACCCAGAACUGUCCACCCAGAACUGUCCAUCCAGAACUCUCCACACAGAAUCCUCCACACAGAAUCUUCCACCCAGAACUGUCCAUCCAGAACGGUUCAUCCAGAACUCUCCACACAGAAUCCUCCACACAGAACCCUUCAUCCAGAACCCUCCACAUAGAACCCUCCAUCCAGAACCCUCCACCCAGAAGUGUCAAUACAGAACCCUCCACACAGAAUCUUCAACCCAGAACGACAGCAGCCCCAGGAGGUCUACACCAGACCCCUUACUGCUCCUAGAGCGCUGCCAGGUGGCCCCUGAACCCCUUACUGCUCCAGUUUUCUGUUCGUGUCGAAUACUGGGUAUUGUAGUUUGUUUUGGGUUUUUAUUCCAACAAGUUGCAGUGAGACAGGAUGAACACAGAUGACC
Molecule: messenger RNA, 2809 nt
Organism: Micropterus salmoides (largemouth bass)
Lineage: Eukaryota; Metazoa; Chordata; Actinopteri; Centrarchiformes; Centrarchidae
Product: extensin-like
Exons: 1
Coding region: 1-2679 (892 amino acids)
Source: RefSeq, a predicted model, not a curated record